AUGAAAGACAUAAAUGUCAGCAACUUCUGGUUUGUUGAGCCAGGAGGGGCAAGUGGCAUAGCUGGUGAAUUAGCUUUGAUAUGUAAAUCUAAUCUAAAAGUAGAAGUUAUUGACUUCUCUCUUAACCAUAUCAAUGUUAUAGUCAGCCCUACCAAUAACCCACCCAGCUAUUAUGGUAGCCCCUAUGCGUUCACAAAAAAAGCUGAAUCAUGGAAAAUGAUUGAGAAUACAACCUCAACUAAUCAGUUUCCUUGGUUGAUUAUGGGAGACUUCAAUUUCAUCUUGCAUAAUUUAGAGAAAUUUGGCACUCACCCCAUUGACACUUCUGAGGCUAAUUUUGAGCUGGACAUGGUGGACUUAGGGUUCACGGGACGUCCUUUCACUUGGUCCAAAAAAAGAGAUAGGCCUCCUCUAAUUGAGCAAAGGCUUGAUAGAGGGAUUUCUACUGAUGAUUGGAUCCUUCUCUACCCAAACACCACCAUAUCUAAUAUGCUGGAUAUUGGGUCUGAUCACCAUCUUAUCCUUCUUAGCUCCAAUCCUCAUUGGAAAAAUGGUAGCAUACCCUUCAAGUUCUUUGGCCCUUGGCUAGAGCAUGAGGAUUGCAAGAAAAUUAUAGCUGGGUGCUGGAACAAGACUAUAUCUGGAUCCAGUGCUUAUCUCAAUGCCAAAAAUCUUAAGGAUAUAAAACUCCAGAUAAGAUUUUGGAACAAAGAUAUCUAUGGUAACAUCAAGAUACAUGUUGAAGAAUUAAAACAAUAG
Messenger RNA from Papaver somniferum (opium poppy), 759 nucleotides. RefSeq lists its product as uncharacterized. Bases 1 to 759 code for a protein of 252 amino acids. The transcript has a single exon. The record is from RefSeq and is a predicted model, not a curated record. Lineage: Eukaryota; Viridiplantae; Streptophyta; Magnoliopsida; Ranunculales; Papaveraceae.